Molecule: messenger RNA, 952 nt
Organism: Anopheles bellator
Lineage: Eukaryota; Metazoa; Arthropoda; Insecta; Diptera; Culicidae
Product: U-scoloptoxin(11)-Sm6a-like
Exons: 3
Coding region: 51-758 (235 amino acids)
Source: RefSeq, a predicted model, not a curated record
UACACGAGUCAGCAUUCCCGGGACAUUUUCCCCAUUACCCGAUCAGCGUCAUGCUACAAUCUCAAUGUGGCCUAGUAACGGUGAUUGCAGGUUUCGUAACUAUCAUUCUCACACGAUCGGUCGGUGUCACGGCCUACCGUUAUCAUUAUGAAGAUUAUGAUACGAUGAUGGGCACGUGCCGGGAGAACGAGGUUUGUAAUAUCGUACACCAUCGUCACUGGAUGCCGAGUACGGUGGACAAAAUUUGCCGCUGUCCGUUCAACACGCCCAGUUGCCCGGUAGUUCAUACGCGCCACGGAAACAUCGUGAACGUGAACAGCCGGACGCAGAUGAAGUUUUGCGCACCGCUUAGUGAGCUGCGUCCGUGCCACGAUGGCGAGAUUGCACUCCGGCGCAAAACCCUCUACCAAUCGUACGGCGUGAAGAAUGUUUCCAUCGUCGUCGACUGUCUGUGCGAUCACCGGCAGAGCUACUGGACAUUUCACAACCGCUCAGGAGAGGACUUUAACGAUGCCCGGCACCUGUUCACGGUGGUGCAAAACUACAAAUGUGUUGCCAUGAAGCGCUGUGCACCACACGAGUUUUGUGGAUACGGAAGACGAGAUUACGGAUUCAUCUAUCAUCGCUGCACCUGUCCCGUAUCACACCAGUGUAAAUUCGAUCUGGAUGAGUACGACGACGAGGUGAGUGAACUCUUCUAUCAAGGCCCAGCGUACAUUGCACGGUGCGUCCCCAUCUAUGACUACGAUUGGUGGUAGCGGCACACGAAUCAUCAGCACCACACAAACAUAAGAAAAACAACAUACACACAAAAAUAAACAAGCUUACCUGGGCAGAACGAGUGGCCAAUGUUUUCGUCAGCGAGCGCGCACGGGUGUUAAGACGCUCCGGGAUUACCACGUCCGUGACGAGCCCGUAUUCGAGGGCGGUGUAGCAGGUGAUCCGUUUUCCC